GGCAGAAGUCUGAACUCGCGUCGUCUCGGUGAGUGUGUGAGUGUAAGACAACGGACGACCAUCACUAUUUUCCCUCGCAAAUCCAUGAGAUUCCUCCGUCGGUAAUCGCUACGUUUUUACGUGCAUUGGAACGUUCCCAAUUGAUAUUUAUCUACAUACAACGAGGAGUAAAUUAAGAAUUUGGUAAUGCGAAAAACUGACGUAAGCUGUGUUUAUCUUGGUAAACGCUCGUUAACAACCGUUAGAGCUGCCGCCUCGUCGCCCUGCUCUGACACCAGCUCGCAUCGAUAGGUAACGAGAGAAAACUGUCUGGCCUAAGGAAAACAGCAUUCCGCAAUGCCGGGGGAAAAUUGCUUGGUCUGCGCGAGCGACGAGGGUAUUUUCCUGGACGUUCUUGAUCAGCCAACAUUGCGAGUUAAAGCAAAGAAUUGCCGGCUUGAUAAGGUAUCGGAGGAUGGUCCAUCGACGAAAGUAUGUUAUAAAUGUGCAUUUGAAAUAGAACAAUGUAAUAUUUUUGUUGAGAAAAUUAAAAAGGCUAAUAAGAUACAGAACUCCAGAAAAAGCUGCUGCAUCUUUUGUUUAGAUGCAUACAAUAAAGAAAUAUUCUUUGAUCUAACCAAACAAAAGUUUGGAGUAAAUAACCUCAUUCAAAGAAUACAAGAUCUUUUUCCCGAUGAAUUAAAAUAUAAGGAACUUCAGAGACAUUUAAUUUGUUUAUCGUGUCGAUAUUGCGUGGAUUUAUUAAUUGAUUUAAGAAAUUUAUCAGAUGAAAUACCUGCUAAAUUAAAAACCAUAAUACAAAAUGGCAUUGAUCCAGCUGAUCUUCCAAAGACAAAAACAUCAAUUGUAAAUCGCAAGACUACUUUUAUCCAGUCAUCGAACUUAGAUCUAAAUACACCAUCGGACACGGAUAGCGAUUCUUCUGUCAUAAUGAGUAAUAGAAAAAGGAAAAAUAAAGUUAAUAAGACAAUAGUAUCAAGAUCACAACGUAAAUGUGAACAAUGUAAAAUAGAAGUUAAAAGUGGAGUAGAUAUGUAUAAGAUAUAUCGAACAGGGGUAACUGUUUGUAAACAAUGUUGGCUUACUAUAGACCCUGGUAAAGUCAAGACAUCAUCUAAAAAGCGUAAAAAGUUCGAUUAUUCGGGAACAAAAUUGUGUUCUGUACUCUUAGAAGAUGUAUAUCAAAAAAAUUCAUAUGAGAGAGAAUAUAAAAUAGAAAAAGAUAAUAAAGGUAAUACUGUAUUCAUAGUAACUGACGAUAGUGAAAGUGAAAGUAGAACCAAACGUAAAGUAAAUAAAAUCAAAUCAAAUGAUAUAAAUAAUAAGCAGGAUGUAAGUAAAGAAGUUGUACAUGAUAUAGAAAUUAAAAAAGUGAAGUCCGUUAGAGGAGGCAGAAGAAAGGAAGACGUUGAGAAGAGUAUGCAAGAAACUGUUGAUAAUAAGCCAACUAGAUUGGGUAAUAGAAGAAAAGAAUCAGAGCCAAGUUUACAAGAAGUCGAAGUAAAGUCUACUAGAAGUAGGCGACAUAAAGAUUCAGAACAAAGCGUAAGAGAGGAAAGUGAAUUAAAAUCCAUAAAGUCAAGUAUAAGAAGAAAGGACUCGGAAGAGAGUAUACAUGAAGACGGUGAAGAUAAAUUUACUAAAGACUAUGGUAGUUUAAAGGAUGAUGAACAAAGUAUUCACGAUAAUACGGAGUUUAAGAGUACAAAAAUGAUUAGAAGGAGAAAAGAAUCUGAAGAAAGUUCACAAGAUAUCGAAAUCCGAUUGACUAGAUCUUCCCAGAGUAGAAAAGAUUCAGAACAAAGUAUUCAAGAAGUUUUGGAAGUUAAGCCAGUGUCAAAAUCAUUUAGGCAGAGAAAAGAAUCUGAUCAUAGUUCGCAAGAAUUUGAGAGAAAAGCAAAUAAAAGUAAUAAAAAUAGAGAUUCUGAACAUAGCUCGCAAGAUGGUAUGGAAAUUAUUAAUGCAAGGGGGUUCAGAAGAAGGAAGGAGUCUGACCAGAGUAUACAAGAAGACAUCGAAGUUAAUGUAGACAUUGAUAGUGAUAGUGCUCCAGUUUCAAAGAAAGCAAAAACAUCCAGUCCAAAAGUUGAGUCAAUGCCAAAGCAUAUUCAGUCAAAUAUAAACAACCAAAAUAGUGCUGCAUCUGAAAUUGUAUUUACACGCAAACGAGGCAGAAGUAGUUCUUUAGAAUCAACUGAUAGUGUUCGAAAAUCUUCCAGGUCUGCAAGGAAAAAUACAUUGGAAUUAGAAGAAAUAAUAGAAAUUGAUGUCGAUGAUUCAAAUUCGUUUAAAAUACAAAAGGAGAAUGUGUCGUUAAACGAGGAACUAAUGAAUAAAGGUAUAUUAAUACAAGAAUCAAAAAGAAAUCGAACAGAAAGAGCAAUCUCAUAUGAUAAUCAUAGUGAUGUGGAGUCGAAUGCAUCCGAUAGAAAAGUAAGUUCAAAAAGAUCUAGUUCUGUAUCGAGUAAAGAAUCGACUCCAGUGUUACAAUUUAAAGCACCUCAUAAUAAGGAUAAUCAGGAAAAUUUAGAAUCUUUAAAAUUUACUUUGAAAGAAACAAAAUCCAAUAGAUUUGUAAAAAUUCAAAAAUUCGAAAUUGGAAAAUCUGAUGAUGUAGAAUCAUUAAAAUCUAUCGAAGUUGAUACUUCAGAGUCUGAAGAAAUUGAUGUUUUGAAGUCUACUGAUGAAGAAACGAAAGAUGAUACUUUGAAAGUAUUAAUGGAAGAAAAAGAUAAAUCAAAAUCACCUAUUUUAGAAGAAGACGAUGUAAAAUUGGACAAGGUGGCAAUAAGACUCAUAGAUGAUGAUAUGCUUACAUCAGUUGACGAAGAUAAUUCAAAUGAUAUAAGCGAAAAGAAUUUAAUGUUUAAUACUAAUGACUUACAUAAAAUAGAUCACAGAAGAGAUUAUAAAUCAGUCAAACAAAAUAUCAUAGAUUAUGAAAAUGAAAAAUAUUUGCAAAAAUCGGAAAAUGAAUCUAUCGAGGAAAAUAUAAUUAUAACAAACAUCGAUAAUGUUAAAAAAGACAUGGUUGAAGAAAUUUAUAAUGAUAUCGAAAAGGACAUUGUUGCAUCGGAUAUAAAUGAUAUUGAAACAAAUGUUAGUGAAGAUUACAGUGAUCACAGUAUGCCUGAAUCGUUAAAAGAUAAGUAUAUAUCAAGUAAACAAUUACUUUCAUAUAAAUUCAAAUCUCGAAAGUCUAAAUUUUCUUCAAAUAAAAAAUCUAGAAAGUCUAAAAAUAAAGAUUCUUCGGAUGAUAUUAUUGUUUACGAUUCAUCAGAUUCAGAAGUUACUAAAUUUUCAGAACAAGUAAAUAUAACUUAUACUUGUACAAUAUGUGAUAAAAUAUAUGAAAAUAAGUUUAUUGGCCUUCAGCAUGAAUUAACACACAUGAAGACUUUAGAAAUAAAGUUAAAGAAAGUUCAAAUACCUAAUCCAAAUAAAUCUUUCAACGAAUCUGAUAUCGAGUUACAAAUUAGUUCGAAGGAUAAUACUUUUCACUCUGAUUCGACGGACGAGGUAUUAGCAAUAGAUCAGAAUGAAGAAAAAAAUGAAAAUAUAAUAAAAAUUAAAGAACAAAUAUUGAAAGGUGAAAAACACGAAAAUAAUAUAGAUAAUAAUAAGAAGGAAGAAGCUAUUGAUGAACAAAUCAUAAAAGUAUCCAGCUUAACAAAUAUUAAUAUAGACACGACUCAAAAUAAUCAUAAUGAAACGAGUAAUACAUUAAACGAAGUUGAGGAAAGUAUCGAAAGAACCAGAAUAGAAAAAGAAACAAAAAUUAAUGACAUUGAUGAAGAGAAAGUUGAAUUAAUAAAAAGUGUACAAGGCAAUGAAGUAGAAGACAUUAGUAAACAACCGAUAAGAAAAUUAUCAAAAAAAAGCGAAGCUAAAAGUAAAAGUGACAAAAAAUCUAGAGGGAAAAGAAAAAUCAUAAAUGAAAAUGUUGAGCUUGAACGAGAAAUGACAAGCGCAGUUGAAAUUCAGUCUGAUAAAAUUGCAGAGGCUGUUCAAGAAACUCUCAAUGACAUGGCAGAAUUACAUGUAAAAAUACAAGAAUCCAACCCUGUAAAGGUACCUGAAUUAAAUAAAAUAUUAAAUAGUGAUGAAUCGGAAAUUGAAAAGAAGAAUGAAAUUACAGAGUUGGAAACUAUUAAUGAAGAUAAAAAUGAGAAUCCAAUUAUGCAGUUGACUGAGAAAAAAGAGUGCGGUAGCACUAUGGAAUGUGAUGAUGCUAUUCAAAGAGAAAUAAUGCAGUCUGAAAAGGUUAUAUGCGAAACGGUUAAUGAAGGACGAGAAAUUGUACAUGAAAUGGAAAGUUCAAGUACCGAUGUAUUAAACGAAUCAUUUAAAGAGGCAGCGGUGGACCUUGAAGUGAAAGUUAUGAAAGAACCGUAUGAUGAAAUUAUAGAUAAGUCGAAAAAAGUAGAGGACGAUGAAGCGGAAUCGAUCAAAGACGUAGCUAACUUAGAUAGUCAAAUAGUCGAUAUUAUAGCAGACAAUGUCGAGUGUAAAUUAUCAAAAUCAAAUGGCACUGUUGAGAUAGAGGAAGCAGUGGAUUUGAAUGGGAGCGACCGUGAGAACGAAUGUAUCAUCGAUUCUCCGACAGAUGUAAAUGUUGAGUCCGGAACUGAAAUCGACAAUGCAAUGUUGAAUAGGCUGAGCGUAGAAAAGGACGAUAUUUGCUUAGGACAAGAUAAUAACGAGACAGUUGGAGUAACUAACGAAGCCGAUGGUAAUAACACCGAGGACGAAGAAGCCUUGGCUCAAGAAAGUUUAGAAGAAUUAAUGCAGCGUGGUGGACUUCAAAUAAUUGACGAACUCGCCGAAUCAGUGACAGACGGCGACGAGGAAAGUGAGAAAGAUGUGAAUUUAAGUUCGGAGAAAGAGAAUGUCACGGAGAAGGAGAUUGAAAUUGAUAACGAGUUACAGAUUAAAAUAUCUGACGCCGAGUGUACAGAAAUCCUGGAAAUCAGCAACAAAUCAUUAUCCAAACAAAAGGAAGUCGAUAACGGGGUAUUAGGCGAGAAUCAAAUUAUCCAAGAUGUUGACGUGGUCGAGGAGGUAAUAAACGACGAUGAGCAACCCCAUGGAAACGUCGUGCAGGAGGUCGAGGUCGAAAGCAACGGUAAUUGUGUAAACGUAGCUAAUAAUGUCGUAAGUCAAGCUUUAACCGACGUCUUCAAUAUGGCAACUGUCGACAUUUCAAAGCGUUUGGAUUUACAAACCGAUCCGAUUUCCGACGAGGAAACGGAAGUAAUACCGGAGACGGUUGAAAAUAUAUCGAGAGAGAUUCGCAACAGUCAAGACAUGCCUUCCCUCGACCCUAUUGAUGAAAUUAAUGACGAUUAAUAACUGUCAUUUGAAAAAAAAAACAAACAAAAAAAGAC
Ceratosolen solmsi marchali is the source of this 5387-nucleotide messenger RNA. RefSeq names its product MATH and LRR domain-containing protein PFE0570w. The transcript is spliced from 5 exons. Gene Ontology annotation, molecular function: zinc ion binding. The coding region runs from base 337 to 5349 and encodes 1670 amino acids. The record is from RefSeq and is a predicted model, not a curated record. Lineage: Eukaryota; Metazoa; Arthropoda; Insecta; Hymenoptera; Agaonidae. Gene Ontology annotation, cellular component: nucleus.